UCAAAUAGCUUCUCUGUUUCCGAACUCUGAAGAGGAGCGAGCUUCACUGUCUCUGCUUUCAACACUUUCGAUCUUUUUCUCCCCAAACCUUUCUUCUUCUUCUUCUUCUUCUUCUUACUCUCUCUCUAUAAUAACAUACAAUUCAACACACUUCAACCCUCUUUUUUUUCCUUCUUCACACGAAAAAUUGGGGCUAGGGUUUACUGUACAAUAUAAAAAUUAGGUUUUUUUUUCUUUUCAAUAUUGUAUUUCUUUUAAUUCCUUGAUUCAUAUUUCAUAUAAUAAUACAACUCAGGUUUCAGUUUCAGCUGUAAUACUAUUCAUGCAAAUUUUCAUGUUGUAACAUAGUUUCCUCUUCUAAUUUUUUUUUUAUCUUAAUGCAAUUGAAUGUAAAUUAGGUUACUUUAGGGUUAGGGUUUUUCUUAUUUUCUCUUUCUAGAUUUCGAUUUGAAUGAGCAUGGAGAGUUCACGUAGACCUUUCGAUAGAUCGAGAGAGCCAGGGCCUAAGAAGCCUCGAUUGAUGGAAGACCCGAAUCAGAGACCGUUUCCUCAGCGACAAUUGGCUUCAGGGAUUACAACGAUGUCGUCAACGAGGUUCAGAGCAAACGACAGGGACCCAGAAAGCAGUGAAUCCGGCCGAGGCGGUGGCGGUUACCAGCCGCAGCCGCUGCCGCAGCAUCAUGAGCUUGUGAAUCAGUACAAGACAGCUCUUGCUGAGCUCACUUUCAAUUCGAAAAUGAUCAUUAACAAUUUGACUAUAAUUGCAGGCGAGAAUCAAUCGGCUGCGAAGGCGAUUGCCGCCACUGUUUGUGCUAACAUUCUAGAGGUUCCCAACGAUCAAAAGCUGCCAUCUCUUUAUCUCUUAGACAGUAUUGUUAAGAACAUUGGGCGGGAUUAUACAAAGUACUUUGCUGCCAAACUACCCGAGGUAUUCUGCAAGGCAUACAGACAGGUUGAACCUGCUAUCCAUCAAAGUAUGAGACAUCUUUUUGGAACUUGGGAAGGAUUCAUUCCUCCUCAGACCCUUCGGGCUAUUGAGAAGGAACUCGGCUUUACUCCACCAGUAAAUGGUUCAGCUGCCUCAUCUGCUACCAUCAGGAGCAAUUCACAGUCCCCACGUCCUCCUCAUGGCAUCCAUGUGAAUCCCAAGUAUUUAGAGAGGCAACGUCUUCAGCAGUCCAGCAGGAUUAAAGGAGUUGAUGAAAUUACUGGAGCAUGUGCAAACUCCAAUGAGGACCCCGAGAGGCCAGAUAGAACUUUGGGUACAGCACGGCCAUGGUUGGAUCCUAGUGUUAGUACCCCAAGAGAUGCAUUUAAUGAUUCUGUUUUGGAAAAGAGUGUUGGUGUAACCUGUGGGGGCAAUGAAUAUGGUUCUGAUCUUUCACAGAAUUUGGGCUCAGGUAUGGUCAGAGCUGGUGACAAAAGUUGGUUUAAAGCAGGUGGAGUUCCGGGAACCAUAUCUGGCCAAAGAAAUGGUUUCAGUGAGAAGCAUAGUUUUUCGAAUACUGAAGCACCAAAAUAUAAUCAGCCAACACAAAACAUAAAUAGCAUUCGGAGCAGUGUGAUGUCACGUAGCUGGAAAAAUUCUGAGGAAGAGGAGUACAUAUGGGAUGAGAUGAAUUCUAGAUCGACCGGUCUUGGUGCACCAAAUGUCUCUAACAACUUGAGCAAAGAUUCUUGGCCAGCGGAUGAUGAGAAUUUUGAAGUUGAAGAUCCAGUCCAAAUAAGAAACCCCUAUGGGGCAAAUCUUGAUAGAGAAUUGGCCACUCUAGGCAAUGAAAAGAAACGAUUUUCCUCAUUUCAGCGUCAUCCAUCAGUACCGUGGCAACUGCAGGAGCAGCACUCACUUGAAGAGUUGAAUCAAAAGUCAGGUCACUCGGAAGGAUUUAUGUCCACUCUUAGUGGUCUGCAAGUCAAUACAAAUUCUGCUGUCAGGAUGGGGAAUCGGUCUUUCUUGCCAAAUGCAACAACAGGACUGCCAGGAAUUGUGGGACAACAACAACUUCACUCAAUUGGAGUUGAAUCCCCUUCUGGGCAGUCACCCUUGCGACAACAAUCUUCACCACCACCAGUUGGUAACUUGCGAAGACCACAUCAAAAGGAUUUGCCAGGUUCAUUUUCUUCGGCAACUCCUUUUCAGUCAAGGCCUCAGCAGCAGCUUCACCUGUCUCACAGUGAAGUUACCAAGAAACCUCCUCCCCUGUCUAGAGUUGCGCUAGCCAAAGAGACUCUUGAACAGUCAACCACAGGUAAUGUGGAACCUGCUGCUCUAAACGGUGGAACAUUAUCCAGCAUGUCCAAUGCAAGUCGUCUGGAUUCAAGGAAUCUUCCGUCUCAAUUAGGUGUUCGGCCUCCCCGCUCAGUUGGGCCUUCCCCUGCCACAUUAAGUUCCUUGGUGUCUGCAAUUUCAACGCCAUCUUCAUUAGGUCCUUCAAAUAAUAGUUUAUCUGCUUUGCCAAAAGUACCUGAAAGAAAGGCUGGGCAAUUGACAAGGGCAUCAACUCUACCACCGGCUUCCUCUGAUGUCAGUGUUGCCUCUGCUCAGACAACAAGUGCCAGCAGUAAUACCUCAAAUCCGAUUGCAAACCUUCUAAGCUCUUUAGUUGCAAAGGGUUUGAUAUCUGCAGAAAAAGAAUCACAAACUAAGGUGCCAUCUGAGUUCCCAGCUCAGUUGGAAGAUGAAAGAGACAGCAUUACCACCAGUAGCUCUUUGCCUGUUGCUUCAGUGUCUGGUUCUGCAGCUGUUCCAGUACCUUCUGCCACAGAUGAUGUAAAUGAUACUGCAAAAUCCCCAACAUCCUUAUCUGAAACAACCAGCACAGAGAUCAGAAACCUCAUUGGCUUUGAGUUUAAGCCUGAUGUAAUCCGAGAAGUGCAUCCACCUGUCAUUAAAGGAUUAUUUGAUGAUCUCCCUCAUCAUUGUGACAUUUGUGGCCGUAGGCUUAAAUUCCAAGAGCAGUUUAAUAGACACUUGGAGUGGCAUGCCACAAGGGGGGAAAAUGAUCUAAUUAGGGCAUCAAGAGGAUGGUAUCCAAAGUCAAUUGAUUGCAUUGUUAGCAAGGGUGAAUCUUCAUCCACGUCUGAGUUUUCCGGAUCUGUUGAUACAUACAGCAAGGAAACAAGAAGCACUCAAGAGGACUCGAUGGUUCAAGCAGAUGAAAGCCAAUGCUUGUGUGUGUUGUGUGGUGAGGUAUUUGAAGAUUUCUACUGUCAAGAAAGUGGUGAGUGGAUGUUCAAAGGGGCAGUUGACAUGACUAACUCAGAUAGUGAGUUGGGAAAUAGAAAUGCUAGUACUACAAGGGGUCCCAUUAUUCAUGCAAGGUGCUUCUCAGGAAACUCUAUAUCCAGCUUCGUCAAGAUGGAACAAGAUUAAUGCAAGUUAGAACUUCAAAGCUUUGCUGCAUCAAAAAGUUGAGGGAACACAGGUUUACUUUGCAUUUACUGAAUCUUGAUACUAUUUCGAUGCUUAUAUAUCACUCAAAUUGGUUUCUUGAUCUCUCAGACCAAUUUUGCAUGCAUUCUUGCUUUUUGUUUUUUUGUUAGUAUUUAUAUUUGUUUUUCUUGUACUCAAGAAGAAGAAAAGGAAAUUAGUGUUGAAAAAGGUACAUAAA
Arachis duranensis is the source of this 3611-nucleotide messenger RNA. RefSeq lists its product as uncharacterized. Gene Ontology annotation, cellular component: mRNA cleavage factor complex; cytoplasm. NCBI's taxonomy places the organism in Eukaryota, Viridiplantae, Streptophyta, Magnoliopsida, Fabales, Fabaceae. The coding region runs from base 452 to 3373 and encodes 973 amino acids. Gene Ontology annotation, biological process: termination of RNA polymerase II transcription. The transcript is spliced from 7 exons. Gene Ontology annotation, molecular function: RNA polymerase II complex binding; mRNA binding. The record is from RefSeq and is a predicted model, not a curated record.